This is a messenger RNA of Symbiodinium necroappetens, 1344 nucleotides long. NCBI's taxonomy places the organism in Eukaryota, Dinophyceae, Suessiales, Symbiodiniaceae. The record is from the annotation of a GenBank genome assembly.
AUGGGCAGCUCGACUCUGCCGCGACAACUUGCAGAGCGGCGGAAGAUGCACAGAAGACAAGAGACAAAAAAGGCCGCAUCGGAACGUGCACAAGAACUGGACACUGCUCUUGCCUCCGGGAAGGAGGAGGAAUCCCGAGCUCUUGAUCGGCUGCGAGAGGAGGCGGCGGCAGCGAACCGAAACAUCCAAGCCGUCGAGGCUCGCUUGCACGACUUGCGAACUGGAACGGUGAAGGGCCCCAGUGGGAGAUCUGCAUCACUGCACUUGCGCACGAUUCUGCUUCGCUCAGGCUCCGAGCAGCGACUCCAGGACCUCUUCAGAGAAGCGCCGGCUACAUGCCGCUACCGACAAGGCUUUUGCGCAGACGUCGAGCAGCUUGACCGUCUCCGCUUGCAGGACCAGGUGGCGGGAGCAUUCGUGGUCUGCAUGAUCGUGUUGGCCGAGGCCAAUUCCACUUUCGCAGCUCUCGAGAGGCUCCGCGCGGUGGAGCAAGAGUUCUCGACCCUGGCAGAUAAGCUCGAGAGGGUCAAGGGUCAGGGCAUCUCGCAUCAGUGGAAGAUCCCUCACUGUCUCCGAAGGCUUCGGUACCUGUCCUUGCUGGCAGAACCUGGCCUGUGGCUGGACUCGGACCGCUUCUAUUUGGGUGGACUGGGGCCGUUGGAGAUGCGGCUUUACGCCAAAGGGCUCCGAGGUGGCGACGGGCAAUGUUCGCUUGCCUUGCGCCUGCCUUCAGAGGCCGCCGCAAAGUUUGCUCUCCCCAUGAUGGUAGACCUCACUGUUGCAGGACAUACCCUUCGAGCCGGCCAAACCACAGACCCGGAAGGCAGUGACUGCAUCAUCUGGCUCGCCGAGUCUCUGGGCAUACUCGAAGAUGUCUUGGCUGAUGAGCUCGCUGACUUGUCACUGGCGGCUGAGCUGCCGCUGCUGCCGGCACCAGCUUUGCUGGCCGGCUGCACGAGCUGCCCGACUUUGUCGCCUCCAGGGACCCGAGAUGACCUCUGCACUCUUGACGGCACCGAGGAGGCUGCAGGGACUGACCCGCUGGCGGCAUUGUCGUCAACGUUUCGGGCGAGAGAUCUGCGUGGGGUGGCGCAGGUUCCGAUGCGAGCGAACGAAGCUGCGUCGGCUGCGGGGGCGGGGGCACCACUCCCUACCCUGCUGGGGACGACGGAGUCCCAGCCCAGUGGAGUGUUUGCGCUUCGCAGCUCAUGGGGGGCUUCCUGCACUCUGCCGGUGAGCAAGGCCUCCGGUCCCUUCGAUGAGCAAAUCUCACCUUUGGGGUCUCUCUUGGGCCAUGGACAAAGGAAUCCAGUGGCCAUUCCUGCAGACGAUGCAGCCAGAUAG